GCGUCGCCUUGCGACACGACACUCGCCGUCAAACGCGUCUCGUCCGCCGUGGCCACAGCAACGCAUCGCAUUCCCGCUCUUGUGCCUCUGUGCUAAUCAGAUACACACACACACACACACACACAUACACGCACCGAUUGGCGCUAUAUAUUUAAAAAUCAGUCGCGCGAGGGUGUCAUAUAUACGAGUAUACCCACACCGAUCUUUUAUGUGCAUCUAGAGGGGACAGGAAAAGAGCUCCACAUCUCCCACAUACAUCUGUAUAUUUUUUGCCUAAUAUUCUUAUUUUACUGUGACAAACCAAACGCGGAACAGUGCUUUAAAAAUAGUUCCGUUCCCAAUCGAUCCACUAAAUAAAAACCCCAAUAUCAAAAUGGUCGAGACCGUGGUCAAUGUGGAGCGCACGACAACAACUACAACAAAUGGCCCACCCGGCGGACCAUCAUCCGGCGAUGGGGGCUUCUGGAGCGCCAUACGGCUCAAUAUUGACUAUUUCCGCACCCUGCCGGGCAUCAUCAAGAUUGUGGAAUUCGUGCUGGGCAUUAUUUGCAUGGCCCUGGCCGCCCCGCCACUAAACUCGGCCACCUCGUUCUUUAUGUUCGUGAUCGUCAUCUCGUUCAUCAUCACGAUCCUGCUGAUCGCCGCCUACUUCCUGGGCAUACGCGAGGCCCUCAAUGUGGCCGUCAACUGGAUAUUCUCGGAGCUGAUCACCACCGCUGUGCUGACGCUGCUGUACUUCAUUGGCUUCAUUGUUCAGCUGGCCAGAUGGUCGGAGUCCGCGGACAAGGGCAGCGGCUCCAACACGGCCGCCGGCGUCUUUGGGCUGUUCAACUUCUUGGCCUAUGCGGCGGGCACGUACUUCCUGUUCCUCGCCCACAGAUCGGGAGCUACCCAUUAGUCUGGACGGAUCUGGAGCUGGAGCUGGAACUGAAACUGGAACUGGGAGCAGCCGCAGGAAGGAAGGGAAGGAUGGGCCGCAUGGAUCUAGCUCUAGAUCUGGAGAGCUCUGGAUCUAGAUCUAGCGUAGAAUAAUUAUUAAUUGUUAACAGAAUAAGUGCAGUUUCUUCAAUCCAAACUUUGCUCUCCAUCUCUGUUUGUUUUUUGUGAAUGUAUUCUUGUUUUUUUUUACGUUGUUGUUAAUUUACUCGUACAUACAUGUAUGUGAGGAGGACAGACAGGGCGGCCGCAUUCAAAUCGAAUGGCAUCCAUGGGUAGGGGAUCGGGAUGAGCCCCUAGCACCCGCCCCAUUUGUUUGUGGUGUUAUUUUAAUGAUUAUCUUUAACGCUGAUGCUAACAUUUAGUUGAAACCCAAGCAAACACACACACACACACAUACACACAUUUACUAAACUAUACACAAACACACACAUACACACAAGGAAACAAUAGCGCAAAGAAUUAAUAAGUUCAAUAAA
Drosophila pseudoobscura is the source of this 1415-nucleotide messenger RNA. RefSeq lists its product as uncharacterized. Bases 374 to 898 code for a protein of 174 amino acids. The transcript has 3 exons. Lineage: Eukaryota; Metazoa; Arthropoda; Insecta; Diptera; Drosophilidae. The record is from RefSeq and is a predicted model, not a curated record. Gene Ontology annotation, cellular component: membrane.